AUGCGGCCAUCAAUGCGCGUUCCUCUGCGAGAGGCAAGAUUUGUCUGCUCUAGCUGCAGGCCUGUAUCUGCUCCUCGUGUCUCGCCCCUCGGUCAAUUCCGCCGCUACGCCUCCGACUCCCCCGGCUUCCUCGAGCGCACUCGGCGCAAGCUCUGGGGCACCGACUCGCCUCCCGGCCAAGCGGACCCUUACACCGGAAGUCAGAUCUUGCCCGAGACUGGCCUGAGUGCUGGCGAAGAGAAGCCAGCCGAUGAGGACUUCAACCUCACCCAGCGUGAUGACCAACUGGACGUUGACAACUUGAACUGGAACGAAUUGCCUCGAAUUGGUUAUUUGCCGAAGAACGAAUGGAAGAUCAAGGGCUCCAAGAAGGGUGAUCGUGUCACACCGUGGUAUCACAACAAAAACCCCCUUAUACAAUCACAGGCUGUACACCAGGCUGCAGUGGAGAUUGCCCUCGCCCAGAUUGUGGGCAAGAGGUACUCAGCAGAAGGUCUUGACCUUCCUCGUCAACAUCUCCAACAGUGCAAGUUCGAAGGCCAGGCUGAACAAUGGGGCGACCGACUUCGUUUCCCAAACGCAAAGGUCAUGUUCAAUCUGCUGAGUAAAGCUUCAGGAAGUUCCGGCAGAUCCCGUUCCCUGAAGUCACUCUUUUCAGCACUGGAAGAGUCUGGCGAUAACCACCCCGCUGUGUACAAGCAAACUCCCGACAAUGAAGCGCAGAGCACAAUUGAUUCUCUCUCGCUUGCCGAUGGAAAGACCAAGUUCGCUUUCUUCUCGCGCGUUUCCAAGCUGAUGUCUCAGCGCCUUUCGGACUCGAUUCUCGGCCACUCCACUGUCGGAGAGGUCAAGUCAGCACACGAAGAACUCCUCAAGAAGACCGCUCGCUCAAACCCCGUAAUUCUUCACGAGGUGAUGAACAACAACGGUGCCGCCGACCUGCCCAAUGUCAAGAUUACGGAUGUCCGCCGAACUCGCCAUGACAAUGACGAAGAUCUCGGUCGCAAGAAGGCUAUUGUCACUGCUCUUUACACGAAUGGCUUGAUUAAGAAGGCUCUUGUGCCCCAGAAGCCCAAGCCCAAGUGGAUCAGAGAAAGCGCUCAAGCCAAAAAACUGAAGAAGAGCAUGGUUUAG
Messenger RNA from Penicillium salamii, 1134 nucleotides. The record is from the annotation of a GenBank genome assembly. NCBI's taxonomy places the organism in Eukaryota, Fungi, Ascomycota, Eurotiomycetes, Eurotiales, Aspergillaceae.